This is a messenger RNA of Schistosoma margrebowiei, 2433 nucleotides long. The record is from the annotation of a GenBank genome assembly. Lineage: Eukaryota; Metazoa; Platyhelminthes; Trematoda; Strigeidida; Schistosomatidae.
GUUGUCUUUGAAGUUUGAUCUAAGUUUCUGAGUUCAUUGCUGUUUUUCUAUGAGUCUUGAAGUCUUCCAUAAAAACUCCUGCACACCACAUAGAGUUUGUAUUUGAUGAGACUUCAGAAUUUUCUGGAGUGUAUUGAUCACCAAACCAACCGAAAUGCAGCCAAAUGUUUGCACAACUUACGAUGUCUGUAUUCUACUGGUUCCUCGUCGAAUUCAGUGCAUACUUUAUUUAAACGAACUUGGAAUAUGUUUUGUACCAAAUCACCCUUCUUUCCCCAACAAAAUGCAUAUUCACAAGAACCUAGUAAUUGGGUGCAAGAAAGAAAUUAUAUUAAGAAAUAAGAAAACGCAAAAUGCAGGCCUAAAAAUAAGUUAUUUCAAAACGAGAAAGGUGUACGAAAAGAAGAAAAAAUUACAAAUCCUUGAAGGAACAAGUCUUAAUAUACUUUUUGCAUCUGAUCAAAAAGCUUCCGAAUGCAUGAAAGCAAUUGAAUUUUUCUUCAAAAGUGCCCACUCAAACGACGCUAAACCUUACUUAGUCUUAAUAAAUCCUAAAAGUGGAUCAGGAAAUGCUCUAAAUGGUUUUAACUUCGAAAUUUCUCCCAUUUGGAAACAAAUGAAUGUUCCAUAUGAAUUAUUUUGUACAGAAUAUCCAGGCCAUGCAGAAAAUUUUAUCAGAAAUUUACCAAAAGCUAGUCUUUUACGUUAUAGAGCAAUAGUUACGUGUUCAGGUGAUGGACUAGUGUAUGAAGUAAUUAACGGAUUCAUAUCAAGAAAAAAUUAUGAUGACGCCAUUGAUGAGGAUACAAUACCUGUUGGGAUUCUACCAGGAGGUAGUGCUAACUCAACUGCUGCUUCAAUUUGUCAUCAUUCUGGUUUACUAGGCAAAUCAUCACUUUUAUCACACUGUGGCUUUCUGUUAACAUUACCAAUUGAAAACUUACAAAAUAGUCAAUCUAAACAAGUUAAUGAGCAAAGUGAAAAUUACAAUUUUACUUUACCACUUUUACCGUGUAUCAGUCCGAUGAGUGGUAUACACUUUGGAACAUGUGACAGAAAUUUUCAUCGAUACGGUAUUCAAAGUAUUGAAUGGGGUUUCGUCGCUGAUUUGGACUACAAAAGUGAACGAUUUCGUUGGAUGGGUGAAAAAAGAUUUCUACUUUAUGCAUGUUAUUACCUUAUGAAGAAACCAACAUAUCGUGCUAAAUUAUCAUACUUACCGUUUGAUAAUGUAAUAUAUCAAAAAAACAAGUAUGAAAAUGAUGAACUGGUUCAGAAAUCUUCUGUACCAUCAACGGCAUUUGGAAAUUCAAGUGACUUUACAGAUAAAUUAAACGUUUCUCCUACACAGAUCAAAGAGUCGUGUCAAUCCUGGUCAUUUCUACCAGAAACUAACCAACCUAUUUCUAAUCACCAAGAUAAAUGGGUCACUUUAGACAAAAACUUCGUUACAAUAUUAGUAACAAAUCACUCUCAUAUAACAUCUAGUACCGUAAUGUAUCCGGAUGCUCAUAUCAGUGACCCAUAUUUAACUUUAUUAAUUCUGCAUGAAAACACAACAAGAUUUGAUUUGUUAGCUUUGGGACUAGCAAUGUCAAAUGGUCAAGGCCUACAAUCAACAUCAAACAUGGAUAUUGUAAAAAUUUGUGCUCUACGAAUAGAACCGUAUUCUAAAGAUUCAGUCAUCACAAUGCUGGACGGAGAGCUCAUGCCUUCAGGCACAUUUCAAGCAGAAGUUAUCCCAGGAAUUUUAAAUGUUAUUUCAGGUACCAAGGUUGUAUGAACUCCAUAUUAUUUCAGAAUUUCAUUUUAUUUAUUUGAAAUGAAUCAGAACUUAAUCAACGACGUAUUUUUCUUUUCUAACUAAAAUAAAACAAAAAAAUUAUUUUUUCUUUUAAAUUUAUAAUUUUUCUUGCACACUAUUGAAUAUUGUUCAUUUUAAUAUUGUUGUUGUUGUCCUUUUUUUAUCAAUGUUGGGCAGAGUUUUAAACUUUCUCUAUUUUAAUUUAUUUCAAUGAUGAAUUAAGACAAAAUAAUGAAAAAUUAAUUUUUUAAUUUUGUUUUUCUGAUGAUUAUUACAAAAUUUGUUUUUAUUUUUAUUUUUAUUUGUAAAAACUUAAAUUUUAAAAGAAUUAAUUAUUUAAUAUCAGAUGGUUUAUGUGGAUAUUUAUAGUAAUUUCAAUGGUUAAGAUCAUGAGUCAAUUGGAGCUAGACCCCGAUGGAAAACCGUCAAGUGCUUCCGGGUUUCCCAUAGUGGUCUAACUUCAAUUAGCUCAUGAUCUUAACCAUUGAAAUUAUUUAUUUGUAAACUAAUAUUUUGAAGAUAUUUAUUGAUAUUUACUACUUAUUUAUCAUAAUUAAUUUAAAGUUUGAAAAAAUGUUUAAGAGUUAAAUAAAUAAAAAAAGACGUACAUUUGACAAGUGAUUGAUUAA